AUGCCAACUGAUCUGUGGCUCUCGGCGCAACAUGAAGUCGAUAAGUUGAUCUUGAUAGUGAUCAUGGACUCGUCCUACUCUGUGCAGGAGGACACAGAGGAUUAUAAUGAACUCAUUGAGCGCCAUCCUGCAACUGAGAGUGAUGGGGUUGUUCACAUUUGUGGCAGCAUCAUCAGCUUUGUAGACCAUCUGGAUGACAAAUUCAUGAAGAGUCUCCAAAACAUCGAUACCCAUGGGAUGGAGUAUAUCGACCGUCUUCAGGACGAGAAAGUACUUUAUCGUACUAUUAGCUGUUUGCAAGUUUUCUAUGAACAGACGAGCCAGCUGGAACCCCUUGCGCAAGUGAUCAUGCAACAGUUGGAGCAUAUCUAUGAGUCUGAUGCUGUCAUCUCUACUCUUGGGUCUUCAUUGGCUUCGUCGGAGAUAAUUCUCAGCUUUGCUCUGGCAUCUUCUGCUACUGCUUUGUUCCUCAUUCACUCCCUUUGUGUUCAUCUUUACAAAGCCAACAACUCCCUUCUGCACACUCGCACCAUGCCCAGUCACAUCAACCAUCACACCUUGUACAUUGGAUUCUAUACGGUAUAA
Molecule: messenger RNA, 585 nt
Organism: Suillus subalutaceus
Lineage: Eukaryota; Fungi; Basidiomycota; Agaricomycetes; Boletales; Suillaceae
Product: eukaryotic translation initiation factor 3 subunit C, N-terminal domain-containing protein
Exons: 2
Coding region: 1-585 (194 amino acids)
Biological process (GO): translational initiation
Cellular component (GO): eukaryotic translation initiation factor 3 complex
Molecular function (GO): translation initiation factor binding; translation initiation factor activity; RNA binding
Source: RefSeq, a predicted model, not a curated record